UCGGAGAUGUGGCUUUUAAAAGCAGAAUUGAUGUUUCUUGAUUAAAAUAACCUAGCUAAGAUAGCUGCCAACAAGACUUGAACAUCCACAGCCAGGAGCAUUUAUUGUUUUGAUUACUCAAUGGCUUUCUCUGCUGGGAAAUCAUGUCCAGUAUUAAACAUCUUGAUCUUUAUCCUCACCAUUGCAACUGGUGUGCUAUGUAAUGAGUUGAAGGUUAGCUACUCUGCGCCUUAUCGAGCUGUUACGAAAGGAAACAAUGUCACCCUGCACUGUUUCAUUGAAAACUUGCCUGCGGACAAUAAUAGAAACAUCAAGUGGUAUAAACAUGGACAACCUCCCACUGAAUUGAAAAGUGCAAUCACUAGGAACCGCGAAGCCUGGCUUAGAAUUUCCAAUGCAAAUAAAUUGCAUUCAGGAAUUUACUACUGUGGUCUCCAGAAGGAAAACGUUGAGAAACUUCAGUGUGGGGCAGAAGUGAAUGUGCAAAUGAAAUCCACUGAUGUGAAAAGGCUGAAAUCUGCGGACACAAUGAAAGACAUGUUGAUUUUAAUCCAGGGAAUAUUGUUGGUCCUUUGUCUCACUCUGCCAGGAAUGCUGUUUUUUGGCAAAAACAAUCAAAGGAAAAAGAAAAAUGAUGAAGCCGAGACUUACCACAUGUAUGAGGGUUUGGAAGUUAUGCAAACAGCCAUGUAUGAGGACAUUGGCAACAUGAGACCAUCUGAAGAUAAAUGGUCUGCUGCUGAGCAGCCUAACGAGUAAAUUCCACAAUCACAUCAUGAAUCCACAACAGUGUUCACCUGAACAAUAUUAUAAUAGAAAUAAUGACAUGUUGAAAAUGAUAUUAUUGACUCAAGAAAGAACAGCAGCAUGCAGAAUGUGGUUAAGCGAUGGUCUGCAGAAGUGAAUGUGGUUCCCGGUUGAUCCUGAGUUAGGAUGUAAAUGCACAACAUAAUCGCAAAUUGGAAUGCCAGCCCCAACAUGGGGAAAGGAUCUGUAGAUCAUCUCCUGCCUGUCCUUUGUUUCAUGAAGCUUGCACAGGUUUUGCUUGAUUUCAUUCUUCGACAAUGGGUGGUCUCACGUAAGAAGGAAUUGACUGCACAAGUAAAAUAGCUGUUAGAUUAGAUAUAACAUUCUGAAGGUGCUAAUUGCCAAUUUAUCAAAAUUUAAUCUGCACAAUUUAAUGAAGGAUUAUAAGAAUUGACGUAUUUUGUGAAACAGAGAUGUAAACUAAAUCCAUGUUGUGUUUGGAUAAUAGUCACAAAAAGUAGAUAUAAAUAAGCUGAUCAUGUUUGUACUUCAUGCAUAAAGAAUGAAGGAUGCUCCACAAGUGAAAAAACUAGCACAGGAAUACUUUUUGCUGUGUUGCUAAAUACAAAAUGCUCCAUUAUAUUAAGUUGAAUUGAUGAGCAAAAAGUUGAUGAGGUGGUUACUAAUAAGGUAUGAUAAUCAUCUUACUUCAGGGAUCUGAAUAGGGGAAAAUUAAUUUCUUUGUCCUAACAUACUGUGGACAAAAGUGCACAUGAGCUGAAGAUUGCUUUAAAUGGCCAAGGUGAUAGCAUUAACUGUAGGUGACAUUUGAGUGGUUUGGCAAUGUCAGCUCAACCCCAGGAAUGACAUGACAUUCAUAAACCACACUCAAAACAAACUGCAGUUUAUAUGAAUUCUUUAAAGUGAAUCCAGGUGAACUGCAUGGAUAUAUUGCUUCUCUGUUAAUUUGUUGAGCUUUCUAUUGAUUUCACCUCAACUGGUGCCAUGGUAGACAGGUAUCAGUUUUUACUAACUAACUCAAAUGAUUUAACCAAAGGUGACACCAUACUUACAUAUUUUAAUAUAUGGGGAUUUACUUCAAGUUAUUUCAAAAGGAAUCUUCCACCUUGUAUGUAUUGUGUAAAUAGCUGAAGGAGUGUAUGCUGUUAUUAAGGAUAAUGUAUUCACUUGCAAAUGUAUUUGUUUAAACUUGCAGUAAAUGCUGUUUUUUCGUCAUCUGCUGUAGACUUCCUAGGAAGAUUAUAAAUUUAUAGAGUUUGAUAGAUCUUGAUAUCCUUGAUUCUUGAUCAUUUAGUUGCUUUUGAUUUUUUUAGAGAAACUACAGCUCUACCAUCACAUCAGGAAUUAACAAUUGUUUUCUGAAUUACUGCUUCAUUUUGCCUGAACAUGCACAAAUCAUACAGGCCCACAAAAAUGCUUAGAAUAGAUCGUCAGAUCUAUGAUCAACAUCAUAGACCAGAUCACCAAAGUAAAACUUGUAUGCAUAUUUUUGUCCCUUUUUCAGAUAUCAAUGUGCCUUUCCACCUUUUGUUUUGCCAACUCUUAAAAGUCCAAAAGAAUAUAUAAUUGUUGCCUUAAAUAUUUUGCGGUGCUUCCAAAUGAUCUUUCCUGACACUGCAUAAUUCUAUUAGCCUUGGAUGUGCAAAAAGAUUGAACCUUACUUCACUUUUUAUUCUUAAAUUCCUCACUUUUAAUGAUUGUCCUUUGGUGUUUCGACCCUUCUUCCUCAGACAAGUCAAAUGAAUCCAUUUGGUAAAUUCCUCUGUAGUUUCUUUUUUCAGUGAUGCUGUUCAUACUUUGCCUGUUCUACAUUUGAAGAAAAAGAGUUCCACAACAGGAAAGAUUAACCGCUUCAUUUUAAGACAUACAAUGAUUUCCAAGUCCAAGUUUAUCUUUUUAAUUUCACCCACCAAUAAAGCAAACUGAAGUAAAUACCUUUUCACUUCCUAUGAGGUAAUUGGUGGACUUUUAUCACCACAUGAUGACGUCACACUGCUUGUUACUGCUGGCCAAUAUGUACAAAGGCAAAAUAAGUGCCAAUGCAAGACUUGUUAAUUUGGAGAUUUCAUAGAAACAAUCUUCACAAACAACAAAAGAGAAACAGAGAGAUUUUCUCUGUGUUAAUGGCUAUCCUGUAAACUGGUGAAAGAGAAUAUAGUGCAAAAAUGUGCCUUCCUUCAUUGAUUGCCUUGUAAUUUCAGCCAGUAGGAGGCACUGUUUCAUCAUGAACUGGUAGCAAAAGCUUCAAUGGCUACUCCCAGUAAGUGGAAAACAUUUGAAUUUCUUCAGGCCAUGAUGUACCUUUGUGUAAAAAUGAAAAGAGGCAAAUUGAAUUUUUGGUGUACAUAGUAAGUAGAAGUUUAUUAGAAUCUGGAAUAUUUCUUUCAAGUAAAAUCUUAUUCUUACUAGGAAUUUGAGUUUAGCUGAGAAUGAAAGCAGUCUCUAAUAGGAAGUGGCCUUUCAAUUUAUCCAUUUGUAAUAUCUGGGAGGAACAUUUCUGAGCGUCUUAUUUGCUCAAUGAAUAACUGAUGGGCAUUCUUUUUCUACUUAAUGCUGUUUAAGCAGAAAUUUCACCAGAAAGCAGAUUCACAACUUCUGUUGCCAUCCUCUGUUUAAAUAUCAACACACAUAUGUUAGCAGGAUUGGAUAACAGAACCUUUGCAGCUGAGAUCAAAUUCAUUCUAGAAUGGUGGGAUUAAAGUCUAGAUUUCUGCUGAUGGUAGAGCUUAUUUUGAAAAUAAGAUGAGAAAGGUCUCAAUGCAUUUCUUCUUGGGAUGUUGCCCAGAACUAUUCAUCAGUCAACACGGAUUUAUUAAGCCACGCAGAAAGUUGAAAUACAUGUUGCCACUUUGGAUACUUAUCCAAAAUAAAGUUCAGACACACUGAUAAGGCAGAGUAGAGAGCACAUCAACAGCUCAUGCUAACAUUUGAUGAUAAAAUGAAAAAAUAUUUAAUUUAUCAAUGUUGACAUCUUUCAUUCUUUUCAGUAGAUACAUGACAAAAUGAACUGUACAUGGAACUUUGUAAGAUUCAAUGUUUUGUAUCAAACAAUCUCUUUACUAAUUUGAGAGAAAUUAGUAUGUUCUGGUUUAGAGUUAGCUAUGUCAAUAAGAAUAAUCUAUGUCUCUGUACUGCACAUA
Pristis pectinata (smalltooth sawfish) is the source of this 3908-nucleotide messenger RNA. RefSeq names its product CD79b molecule, immunoglobulin-associated beta (gene cd79b). Bases 121 to 759 code for a protein of 212 amino acids. The record is from RefSeq and is a predicted model, not a curated record. Gene Ontology annotation, cellular component: external side of plasma membrane; B cell receptor complex. The transcript has 5 exons. Gene Ontology annotation, biological process: B cell differentiation; B cell receptor signaling pathway. NCBI's taxonomy places the organism in Eukaryota, Metazoa, Chordata, Chondrichthyes, Rhinopristiformes, Pristidae.